Vicia faba (fava bean) is the source of this 1071-nucleotide messenger RNA. The record is from the annotation of a GenBank genome assembly. Lineage: Eukaryota; Viridiplantae; Streptophyta; Magnoliopsida; Fabales; Fabaceae.
AUGGAAACGAGACGAAUGAGAAGAUUUAUGCGUCAUCAAAGACCCAACACCACUCUUCUUCCUCUUCACGCUCCUCCCUCUUCCUCCACCCACCUUUCCAAUACCGUCUCCUUCUUCUACUGCGAUUACAAAUUCACCUUCUUCAAUAAACCUGUUUAUCUCUUCGGUCGCCGAUAUGCCAAGUUUCUCAGACUCUGGUUUUCUAUUGGCCUUGGAUUUGCCCUUUCUGCCAUGCUUGCUGUCACCCUGAUUUUGCUCUGGGAGUUAGCAACUGCUUUGCAUCUAUGUGGAGAUAGCAUUAGGUUUAGAAGUAUUGCCAGUGAAUUGCUGUUUGGGUUCCCUCAUUUGCGGUCUGGUUUGAGGUUAUCACUUGUUGAUGCUGGAUAUAUAUGUAUUUCUACUAUCGUUUCUGUUUUUGUGCAUGAAUUUGGCCAUGCACUCGCCGCCACUAGCAGUGAGGGAGUACAAGUAGAGUACGUUGCCAUCUUCGUCGCAGUUCUAUUUCCUGGUGCUCUGGUUGCCUUCAAUGAUGAUUUGCUGCAAGCUUUACAACAUUUGACUUCCCUUCGCAUAUAUUCUGCUGGCAUUUGGCACAAUGCAGUUGUGAAAAUACCAGUGUUUAAAGUUGAUGAUCCAGCUGCAUGGAUUACGCGUGCUGAGAUCUACUUUGAUGUUCAAAAUACACAUGACAAUAUGCGACUAAAACUCACUCGAUUGAGCAUGGAAGGUUCCACCAUCCACUGGUUCAAUCUAUUGAUGGAAACAGAUAAUGAGUUGUCACGAGAGAAGUUGAUGAAGGCACAAAUCACAAGAUACAGAGGACGAAGAUUGGAAAAUCCGUUUGAAGAAUUAUCGAUAUUGAGGCAAACUGGAAGUGUUGAAGAGUUUGUUGAGGCGUUGGAAUUGUUGUCCUCACAAAUUAUGAGGAUGGCAAAAGAUGUGGAGGAUGAAUUGAAAGAAGACGACGAUGACAAUGAUAGGGGCUGUGGGAGGAAAAAUGGAGUGUAUCAUUUAGGCUGCAAGGAGUGGAAUGUGCUUGGUUUCUGUCAGAACGAGCUGUACAUGUGUUAA